AUGUCGUACACCGGCGAGGAAUCUACCGGCCUGCAGGCGCAGCCGCCGAUGAUGGGGCCUGGCUCUGCGACGGCCGAUCAGACCAGCAUCGUCUCGGGUGGCAAGCUCGGUGGAAAGGGCAAGGGCAAGGGUAAAGGUAAGGGUAAGCGCGGUGGGAAGACUGGCGGCAAGGCAGGGCGUCGUGACCGCAUGUCGCGUGCCGCGCGCGCAGAGUUGAACUUCCCGGUCGGUCGCAUUCACUCUCGCCUGAAGGAUGGUCUCUACCGCAAGCAGCGUUGCGGUGCAUCUGCCGCUAUAUACUGCGCCGCUCUGCUGGAGUAUCUCACGACGGAGGUGAUCGAGCUUUCCGGCGCGGCGGCGAAGGCUCAGAAGACAGAGCGCAUCAAGCCACGCCACCUGUUGCUUGCCAUUCGAGGUGAUGAGGAACUGAACCAGGUAGUGAAGGCGACCAUCUCGCGCGGUGGCGUGGUGCCGAAUGUGCACAAAGCACUGGAGAAGAAGUCCAAGAAGAAGAGCGCCAAGCGUGCCGCGUAG
Leishmania mexicana MHOM/GT/2001/U1103 is the source of this 534-nucleotide messenger RNA. Its product is annotated as putative histone H2A. Lineage: Eukaryota; Euglenozoa; Kinetoplastea; Trypanosomatida; Trypanosomatidae. The coding region runs from base 1 to 534 and encodes 177 amino acids. The record is from RefSeq and is a predicted model, not a curated record. Gene Ontology annotation, cellular component: nucleosome. Gene Ontology annotation, molecular function: DNA binding; protein heterodimerization activity; structural constituent of chromatin. The transcript has a single exon.